AUGAUGGCCCGCAAUUUCUUGCGUCGUGGGAGGAUCCGCCGGUCCAGGAGAUGGGCCUGGCCGCCUAGGGGCGGCGCCACAAAACUUGUCUCCCAAACAAGCGAAGCCCAAAAAACUCCGAUCCCAAGCAGAAUUAAACCUCACCUGACCCCCUCCCCCCUCCCAUGGCCGACCACCCCCUCGCCGGCGAGCACCACCACCCAUCGCCCGCGAGCUCGGCCGCCACGGCGCUGGGCCCGCUGCUGCUGCUCCCGUCGGAGCUCCUCCACGAGAUCCUGCUCGAUCCGCCUCGCCGUCCCGGAGCUCCUCCGCGUGCACUCCGUGGCGCGCCCGCUGUCCAGCCUCAUCUCCUCCCCGGACUUCCGCCGCCUCUACCACCUCUCCUUGGCGUCCUCCGGCGGCGGCGGCCCGGCCGCCGCGUGGCUGCUCCUCUUCAAGAAGCUCCCGCCCCGCGACGCCGCCAUCAGGGGCUUCCACGGGCCCUCGGGCCGAUGGUUCCGCAUCCCCGUCUCGGCCAUCCUCGUCCCCGCCGUGCCACCGGGCGAGGACCUCUACUUCCUGGCCGCGUCCGCCAGCUCCUUCCUAUUCGCCGCCAACGGCCGCCGCGAGCUCGUGGUCGUCGACCUCACCGCGCGCGCCGCGCGCCGCGCGCCGCCGUCCCCGCUCGGCCCACGCGGCACCUCCUCCUGGCGUCGCUUCGGACUCAAGCUCGUCGCCGAUCCCCCCGGAUCGAACCGGUUUAGGUUUCUGUUUGCCGAGCUGGUGAACAACACGCCAUUCCUCUUCGAGUACCGGUCCGAGACGGACACGUGGCAGGAGUCGGAGGCGGUCCUGGCCGAGGGCGAGGGGGCAGAGCCGGCGGCCGCCCCAGACGGAGACGGCGGCACCUACCUCUGCGCGGCGCACGCCGGGCCGGACUGCGUGAUGGUGUACGCCGGCCCGCGCGCGGACGACCGCCCGGUCUUCUUCCGCCCCCGGUUCCCGAACGCCGCCGCCGCCGCGGGACACGGCGGGGAGCGGCUGCACGUGUACGGCGACGGGAGCGCGGCCGUGGUGCGGUCGGCGGCGAUCGACGACCCGACGAGCCGGACCCGGGUCAAGGUGGUGACGGGCGUGGACCUGUACGGGUUCGGGGCCGGGGCCGUGGGCGGCGACUGGGAGCUGCUGGCCAGCGUGCCGGGCGACCUGGUGGAGGGGUUCCGGAAGCCGUACGCCGUCAUGACGGGGCUGCUGGCGGAGCGGGAGGGCGUGGUCCGGCUGGUGCUCAUCUCCAACUGCUGCGGCGCGUGGGACCUGGUGUGGCUGUCGUACGACCGCGCGCGCCGCGAGUGGCGGUGGGUGCCCGUGCCGGACUGGGGCAGCAGCAAGGGGCUCAACAUGGCCGGCAUCGCCGUCUCCUCCACCUUCUCCCGACUCUGGCCGCUGGCCGCGCCGGCGUCCAGCAGCAGCAGCCGCCACCAGUGA
This is a messenger RNA of Miscanthus lutarioriparius, 1464 nucleotides long. The record is from the annotation of a GenBank genome assembly. Lineage: Eukaryota; Viridiplantae; Streptophyta; Magnoliopsida; Poales; Poaceae.